Gracilinanus agilis (Agile Gracile Mouse Opossum) is the source of this 1127-nucleotide messenger RNA. RefSeq names its product transmembrane protein 167B (gene TMEM167B). The record is from RefSeq and is a predicted model, not a curated record. Lineage: Eukaryota; Metazoa; Chordata; Mammalia; Didelphimorphia; Didelphidae. Bases 48 to 272 code for a protein of 74 amino acids. The transcript has 3 exons.
CGGAGUCCCGAGGCUCCCGGCCCUGGUCCGGCCUGGGCCCAGACGUCAUGACGAACGUAUAUUCCUUGGAUGGGAUCCUGGUGUUUGGUUUGUUAUUUGUUUGCACCUGUGCCUACUUCAAGAAGGUGCCUCGUCUCAGGACCUGGCUGCUCUCAGAGAAGAAGGGAGUCUGGGGUGUGUUCUACAAAGCUGCUGUGAUUGGAACCAGACUGCAUGCUGCUGUGGCAAUUGCCUGCAUUGUGAUGGCAUUUUAUGUUCUGUUUAUAAAAUGAACCCUGAGACAUCCGAACCACCAACUGCCAACCAAGGGGACUGGGGCAAGAGGCCUUUCAGGGACUUAUGCCCCUCAUAGAAGAGCCGGACUGAAAUCAGCAAAGCCCCUCAGGAUGAUGCUGCAUCCUCUGCCCCUACCAGGCCCAGAAAAAGCUCCUCGGGAUCACCCACAUCAUUCAGGCUUUGGGGGGAUUCCAGAAAGCCAAUUUCUCUACCUUCCUCUGAUCUGUAUAAAUUAAUCCGCUGCAGAGUCUGUGGUGUUCAGCUAUAUAGCUCACCUUUUGGUGAUAACAUUACAUACCUCUUGCUGAAGAGUACCUGUCAUGUAUUUUAUUCCUCAGCAAUUCUUCAGGAUCUCUUAAACUUCAGGAUCUAAAACUGAGUAAGCCUGAGAAGAGUAGAAAGAAUAGUCUGGGCUCUGGUUUCUUGGGAGGGAGUAUUUUUCAAGGCUCACUUUUCCCCUAUUUGAUCUAGAUUAGGCAAAUUGGAUAAAGGGGAGUUACACAAUGCCAAGGAAGAGCUUGGCUUUGGAAGUUCUCUUUUUUUUAUGUCCAUUUGGGGAUAUGAUAGGGAGACAUUGUCCUCUGUGCACAAGGAGGGCAGAUGAAAUAGCCGGGUGCUGAAUGUACGGGAGUUCUGCUAGGACAGUCUUUGGGAAUGGUAAGGUUUAGGAGAGCCUAACUAUUUAGGAUCAGGCCAGAAAGCAGAAACAUCUUCGUUAAGAGAAAGAGCUGGUAUCCAGAAAUGGAGAGAAUUUAGGAUUUUACCAGAUUAAAUGGCAUAUGGAGAAUGAAAAAGCUGUUUUUUUCCUUAAGCCUUGGAUAGAUUUUUCAAACUUCCUAGACUUGAAUGCU